This is a messenger RNA of Mesorhabditis belari, 1215 nucleotides long. The record is from the annotation of a GenBank genome assembly. Lineage: Eukaryota; Metazoa; Nematoda; Chromadorea; Rhabditida; Rhabditidae.
AUGAGAUUGCUGCUGUUUUCUCUGCUUUUCAUCACCACUUUAAACGCUCGUCUACAUCGCUUAAAACCCAACCGAAAAUUGAAAUGGGAUAUUGCAAAGAAUCCGAAUCAAGGCCCAAUGAAAGCACAACCCGAACAAAUACAUUUAAGUUAUGGCGGCAGUCCAUCAACGAUGUUCGUUACUUGGUUGGCCUUUGACGACACCGGGAAUGGUUUUGUCGAAUGGGGAGAAGGCAGGGCAAUGGAUCGGAAAUCGACGGCCCACGUCUACCUCUUCCAAGACGGUCAAUCAGGCUCAGUUGAUCGAUACAUCUUCCGGGCUGUGCUCACCGGAAUUGAGCCUGGAAAAACAUACCGGUAUCAUGUUGGAUCUCAAUUUGGUUGGAGUGCCAUUUACGAGUUCACGGGAUUGAAGGAAAGAUCGGAGGGUGGCUUCAAAAUGGCCGUUUUCGGUGACAUGGGCAGUCAGAAUGCGCGCUCAUUAGGGAAAAUCCAGGAAAUGGUACAGAAAGGAGAUGUUGAUAUGGUGUUACAUGUUGGUGACAUGGCAUACGAUAUGAACGAGAAUAACAGUGAAAUGGGCGACGAAUUCAUGCGACAAAUCGAGCCGGCAGCCGCCUACAUUCCCUACAUGACAGCGGUUGGGAAUCACGAGAAUAAUCGAAAUUUCACGCAAUAUGUUAAUCGUUUCACGAUGCCUGGCACAGAGAAUGGCUUGAUGUACAGCUUCGACUUGGGCCUUGUGCACUAUAUCGUGAUCUCGACUGAGUUCUACUUUUUCACGAGUUGGGGCUGGGAACAGAUCGGGAAUCAAUGGCGAUGGUUGAGUGAGGAUUUGGAGAAAGCCAACGACAAUCGCCACAACGUUCCUUGGAUAAUCACAAUGGGACAUCGACCGAUGUAUUGCUCAGAUUUCGAUGGAGACGAUUGUACAAAAUAUGAGAGCAUUAUUCGUAAUGGCCUCCCCGAAACGCAUGCAUAUGGCCUUGAGAAACUCUUCUACAAACAUGGAGUCGAUAUCGAAUUGUGGGCGCACGAGCAUUCAUAUGAACGAAUGUUCCCUGUCUACAAUCGAACGGUUUACAAUGGCACCGAUUCUCCCUACGUCGACCCACCAGCUCCCGUUCAUGUGGUCACUGGAUCGGCUGUGAGUGUUAGAAGAAUUUAUUGUCACCAAAAACAAAUAACAUUUGACUAUGAGAUAUCAAUGAGGCAG